AGUUGCCUUCUUUGACAUAACUGCAAAUGGGCAGAAAAGUGCAGCUAAAAACUGGUUUUGUCGCAAUGUACCUGUUAAAAAUAUGAAAUAUUUAUAUCGUAAAUCAAUUGCCUUCGUAGAAACACAAUCAUGAAUACCAAAUUCGAUACCAGUGAAUUCACCAGACGCUUGAAGCGAACAUUCGAUGGGAAUAUUUCCUACCGGAAACUGUUCUUAUUGUUAUUCGUUGUGGCGAUUUUCCUUCUUUACAUCGGUCCAUCAUUCCUUCGGUGGCUGUUUGGUGGCAGCGAGCCAGUGAAAGAUCAUACCAUUCGAUGUAUGGAUGACCGGUUGACGCCCUUCUAUCUGCAAAACUUGGAGUACGGUGUCAACAUCCGGCACCAACCGGUCUUCCCUCAUGAACAUGACGCCAUUCCAUACGUGGGAAAUGGUUACUUCGGGCUAGAAAUACAGGAGGACGCGCAUUUGAAUAUAUUCCGGGGUCGAGCCCUGCAGCAGCCGGUGAAUUUCCACCCGGUGGUGAGUGUGGCUACUGGAGGAGGACUUGAGACACACCGCCAAGCAACGGUGGUGGAAUAUUUGAGCGGGAUAGUACACAGAUUCCAGUGCUUUUCGGAGGGAUAUUACGCCUCCUAUCAGUAUUAUGCGCACCGAACGAUACCAUCGGUGCUGGUACAAGAGAUACAGAUAACGAACACGAAAAACCAGCUGGUCGAUGUUGAAUUGGUUGCACCCAGAAUUUCAGAUUGGCCGACUGCGGUGACCAAGAGUGUUAAGCUCCAACAUGGUUCGACGAUUCUUGAGUAUCAAGUUAUCACGGGCGUUGUGGAUGUUGCGUCGACUACGGUGGAUGAGAAACGCAUUCGGGUGGUAUCCAUUGUGGCACGUAAGAUGCCACGCGUAUUGACGUUGAAGAAACGGGGCACCACAAAGUUAGAGCUAUUGCUGACUAUAAUAUAUUCGGAACCAAUAGAAAGGGACAAAUACUCAAUAUUCAAGAGUUCUACACAACAGCAAGCCCUGGAUGCAAUGAACAAAGCGCUGCAAGCAGCGGAACACGGUGAACACAAUGCCUACUAUGCAUUCAAGCGUGAUCAUGUCAAAGUGUGGAACAGCUUGUGGGAAACCGGGUUCCAUAUUAGUACUUCCAUGGCGGAAAAUACAUUGAAUGGAAACGAUAUCAAUGCAACGAUGUACGCAGUUAUUUCUCAAUCGAGGGCGUACGAAUACGAGAAGUCGAGUAGCGUGCAGGAAAAAUCGGAUAUUGCAAGGGCACUGACUUACGCAGAAGGUUGUUAUGAUAGCUAUCAUACGCUGCAAGCCGAAAAUCUGUGGAAGAAAAUGAGCAGUUUGGAGGAAAUGAAUGGGAUAGUGGCUUCCUGGGUGUUAACGUUGGAGAAACAAGGCUGCCACAAUCUGCUUAAGGCGGGUGCGAGUGGUGUUGUUCAAGCAAUGGUUCUUAGUUUUGGCGGAUUCCGCUUCAGUAACCAACAUCUGGAGCUAAAUAUUCAUCCGAAGUAUCUACACCGGGACUAUGAAUUCCGUCGGCUUAAUUACGGCAAUAUGACACACGUAAACAUAUCAAUCGUUGUGCGGGAUGAUAACAAGGCAGUGCUGUCGGUAGCAUUGGAUCGUUCGGACCGUAAUUAUUACGCUUGUGAUGCUGGCUGUUUGGACACUCCAGUUCAGCUUGGUCCUUCAAAAACUAUCUUCCCUGUAAAGCUAACCGAACCUAUAACAUCCAUUCUGUACAUCACCUCCGACAAGAUUCACAUGGAAGAUCUACGGCACGCUAUACAUGUCAAGGAAGUGGUGGAAGCACCCGCUCACGAGCACCAUGUGAUUGCACUGCAUAAACACGGUCAUUCGUUGGGAGGUCUGCCCACACUUUUCUGGGUAUCGAUUUGCGUAAUUAUAAUCGUAUUCCACGUAUUCCUUUGCAAGUUAAUAGUGAAAGAGUACUGUGAACCACCAGAUAAAAUGCGCUACCGAUACAGCAAGCCGUAAACUGGAAAAUUUCUCAUCUCUCGGAGGGAUUCCUUUUAUUUUUUCUUUCGCUAGUAUAAACGCCGUAGCAAAUGUACAUAGUGUAGCUAUUUGGGCAUUCGACAGACGCACAUGCCGCUUUAAGGUUGCAAUAAAGGCAAUAGGCCACAUUGAAUGAGGCCUGUUUGA
Messenger RNA from Toxorhynchites rutilus septentrionalis, 2175 nucleotides. RefSeq lists its product as uncharacterized. Bases 130 to 2007 code for a protein of 625 amino acids. Lineage: Eukaryota; Metazoa; Arthropoda; Insecta; Diptera; Culicidae. The transcript is spliced from 3 exons. The record is from RefSeq and is a predicted model, not a curated record.